GUGAAGGAGGGGCUGUUGCUGAAGCAGACGAGCUCCUUCCAGAGGUGGAAGAGGCGAUACUUCAAGCUGCGGGGCAGGACGCUCUAUUACGCCAAGGAUGCCAAGUCCCUGAUCUUCGACGAGGUGGACCUGUCCGAUGCCAGCGUGGCUGAGACCAGCACCAAGAACAUCAACAACAGUUUCACGGUGAUCACGCCGUUCCGGAAGCUCAUCCUAUGUGCAGAGAACCGGAAGGAGAUGGAGGACUGGAUCAGUGCCCUGAAAUCUGUCCAGAAGUGGGAGAUCCAUGAGGCCACGCAGUUCAACAUGGAGCACUUCUCGGGCAUGCACAACUGGUAUGCCUGCUCCCACGCCCGCCCCACCUUCUGCAACGUGUGCCGUGAAGCCCUCCCGGGGGUCACCUCCCAUGGCCUCUCCUGCGAAGUCUGCAAGUUCAAGGCACACAAGCGCUGUGCUGUCAGAGCCACCAACAACUGCAAGUGGACGACCCUGGCCUCCAUCGGCACUGAAAUCAUUGAGGAUGAGGAUGGGGUGACCAUGCCCCACCAGUGGCUGGAGGGGAUCAGCGCGCGCUGUGCCGUCUGUGACCGGACCUGCGGCAGCGUCCGGAGGCUUCAGGACUGGCGGUGUCUCUGGUGCAAGGCCAUCGUUCACAGUGCCUGCAAGGAGCUCUUUGGCAAGAGGUGCCCCCUGGGCCAGUACAAAGUGUCCAUCAUCCCGCCGACCGCCUUGAACAGCAUCGAUUCGGAUGGUUUCUGGAAGGCCACCUGCCCCUCAACCUGCUCCAGCCCUCUCCUGGCCUUCGUCAACUCCAAGAGUGGGGACAACCAGGGUGUCAAGUUUCUGCGCAAGUUCAAGCAGUUCCUCAACCCAGCCCAAGUGUUUGACCUCAUGAAUGGGGGCCCGCACCUGGGGCUGCGCCUUUUCCAGAAGUUCUCCACCUUCCGGAUCCUGGUGUGCGGGGGGGACGGCAGCGUGGGCUGGGUGCUCUCCGAGAUUGAUGCCCUUGGCCUCCACAAGCAAGUGAGUGGGAGUGCCUGGCAUCGCCGGUGCAAGCUGGCACUGUCCCCAGUGCUGGCGCCCGCCGCAGCUGGGAGCCCCACUCUGUGGGCNNNNCUGUGUGACGAUGACACCCAGCUGCUGCAGAUCCUGGAGAAGCUGGAAAGGGCCACCACCAAGAUGCUGGACCGGUGGAGUGUCCUGACCUACGAGGCCCCCAAGCAGUCCCCCCCAGCCCUGAAGGAGGAGGAGAAUGGGGACUCUAACAUCCAGGCCCAGAUCUCCCACUAUGCUGACUCUGUUGCCUUCCACCUGGCCAAGAUCCUGGAGUCGGACAAGCACUCGGUGGUGAUCUCCUCUGCAAAGUUCCUCUGCGGCACCGUCAAUGACUUUGUGGCUGAAGUCGGCCGGGCUUACAAGAGGGCAACGGAGAACAAGCAGGAGGCUGAGCUGAUGGCACGGAAGUGUGCCAUGCUGAACGAGAAGCUGGACUCGCUGGUGAGGGAGCUGACCGAGGAGGCUCAGGCCAUCGUGGUCCCCGAGGGAAUGGCGCAGGCCACCCCUGCCGACGCCAAGGACCAGGAGAAAGGUGGCAGCUUCAACCCCAGCCCCGUGCCUCGAAUCUUCAAAUCCAAGGAGCAGCUCAUGCUGCGGGCAAACAGCCUGAAGAAAGCCCUGCGGCAAAUCAUUGAGCAGGCGGAGAAAGCUGUGGAUGAGCAGAACAAGCAGACCCAAGCCUACCGGGGCAGUGUGGGCCCGAGCAAGGACAGUUUGGAGGAGCUCAACAAGGAAGAGGAGAGGCUCAGCUCCCGGCAGGAGACAGUGACCUCCGCGUCUUCCUCCAUCGUCCUGGACCGGCCGGACACCUUUGGCAGCUUGCAGUUCCCUGAAGAUCCCAGCGCCCUCCACUUCUCAGAGAAAUGCGUCAUGAAUAACUACUUUGGCAUUGGCCUGGAUGCGAAGAUCUCCCUGGAGUUCAACAACAAACGGGAUGAGCACCCCAAGAAGUGCAGUAGCCGCACCAAGAACAUGAUGUGGUACGGGGUGCUGGGCACAAAGGAGCUCCUGCAGCGCACCUACAAGAACCUGGAGCAGCGGGUGCAGCUGGAGUGCGAUGGGGUGCCCAUCUCGCUGCCCAGCCUCCAGGGCAUCGCUGUCCUCAACAUCCCCAGCUACGCUGGGGGCAUCAACUUCUGGGGAGGCACCAAGGAGGACAAUAACUUUGGGGCUCCAUCCUUUGAUGACAAGAAGCUGGAAGUGGUGGCUGUCUUUGGCAGCAUCCAGAUGGCAGUGUCACGGGUCAUCAACCUCCAGCACCACCGCAUUGCGCAGUGCCGUGUGGUGAAGAUCACCAUCCGGGGGGAUGAGGGCGUCCCCGUGCAGGUGGAUGGAGAAGCCUGGAUCCAGCCACCCGGCAUCAUCAAGAUCCAGCACAAGAACCGAGCCCAGAUGCUGACAAGGGACCGGGCAUUUGAAAGCACCCUCAAGUCCUGGGAGGACAAGCAGAAGGGGGAGAGCUACCGAGCGGCUGCCCGGCCCCGGCUCAGCUCCCAGCAGUCCAUGGAGUACCUGACUGAGGAGGAGAGCAGCCUCUUGCAGCAGGUCUCGCGAGUCGCCGAGACCCUCAUCGCCAGGAUCCACGAGGCAGCCAAGGCUCACAAAGCCAUGGAGCAGGAGCUGGCACAUGCUGUCAACACCAGCUCCCUGGCACUGAGCGAAGCCCUCUCCAACAAAGCUGCUGGCACCUCAGAGGUGAUUUCUCAAGUGGAGGUGGUGCUGAGCAUCAAGGAGCUGUAUGCUGAGACCAGGGCGUUCCUGGAAGGGAAGGCGCUGGACUCGCCCCAGGAGGAGGAGGCACUGCAUGGGCCACUGAGCGUGCUGGGCCAGGAGCUGCAGAGGCUGCUGGACAUCCACUGGCUGGGGCCCAUUGCCCACCCUGCUGAGGAGGAAAGCACGGGUAGCGCCAACAAGGGCAGCUUCAAGCUUCGCCUCAACAUCCCCAAGCCCAGGAAGGACAAGGACAAGGUGCAAAAGCAGAAGGCCAACAGCGUGCUCCCAGGACCUGGGGAUCACCAAAGUGGGACACAUGAAGAGAAUCCUCCAGGCCAUUAA
This is a messenger RNA of Leptosomus discolor (cuckoo roller), 3111 nucleotides long. Lineage: Eukaryota; Metazoa; Chordata; Aves; Leptosomiformes; Leptosomidae. The record is from RefSeq and is a predicted model, not a curated record.